Rhinolophus ferrumequinum (greater horseshoe bat) is the source of this 764-nucleotide messenger RNA. RefSeq names its product peptidyl-prolyl cis-trans isomerase H-like. Gene Ontology annotation, molecular function: peptidyl-prolyl cis-trans isomerase activity. Lineage: Eukaryota; Metazoa; Chordata; Mammalia; Chiroptera; Rhinolophidae. Gene Ontology annotation, cellular component: intracellular membrane-bounded organelle. The transcript has a single exon. The coding region runs from base 12 to 545 and encodes 177 amino acids. Gene Ontology annotation, biological process: protein folding; protein peptidyl-prolyl isomerization. The record is from RefSeq and is a predicted model, not a curated record.
GGGUCAGAGCCAUGGCGGUGGCAAAUUCAAGCCCUGUCAACCCCGUGGUGUUCUUUGAUGUCAGCAUUGGCGGCCAGGAAGUUGGCCGCAUGAAGAUCGAGCUCUUUGCAGACGUUGUGCCUAAGUCGGCUGAGAACUUUAGGCAGUUCUGCACUGGAGAAUUCAGAAAAGAUGGGGUUCCGAUUGGAUACAAAGGGAGCACUUUCCACAGGGUCAUAAAGGAUUUCAUGAUUCAGGGUGGAGAUUUUGUUAACGGAGAUGGUACUGGAGUCGCCAGUAUUUACCGGGGGCCAUUUGCAGAUGAAAAUUUUAAACUUAGACACUCAGCUCCAGGCCUGCUUUCCAUGGCAAACAGCGGUCCCAGUACAAAUGGCUGCCAGUUCUUCAUCACCUGCUCUAAGUGUGACUGGCUGGAUGGAAAGCACGUAGUGUUUGGAAAAAUCAUUGAUGGACUUCUAGUGAUGAGAAAGAUUGAGAAUGUUCCCACAGGCCCCAACAAUAAGCCCAAGCUGCCUGUGGUGAUCUCACAGUGUGGGGAGAUGUAGUCCUUAGCAAGCCUGAAUACGACCUCCACAUCUCUGCCAUUGUGGGCAUGCCCUUGCUCAGGGUGAUGCUCUUGAGUAAGAUAACCUGGAUUGGGCCCUGUGUUUGCUUCCCUGCCAGCUGUUGCCCUGUUUGAUCAAGAGACCUUGGAAGUAUCACAGAUUCAGAACCCAAGAUUUUCCAUGUUUUUCAACUGUAAAUAAAGUGUUUUGGUUUUGGGG